Messenger RNA from Pocillopora verrucosa, 1808 nucleotides. RefSeq lists its product as uncharacterized. The record is from RefSeq and is a predicted model, not a curated record. Lineage: Eukaryota; Metazoa; Cnidaria; Anthozoa; Scleractinia; Pocilloporidae.
UGUUUACAAUAUUUUUUGUGGAUUCAUCGUCUUAGCUUCAUUCAAAUCUUUUGUUAAUCCAACGGUUGUGUAUAUAAUUUCCUACUGGGCCGCAUAAAGCUUGUAACGUCGAGUCCAAAGACAGGACAAAACCUAUUUAAUCUCCAGUCUUUUUCUUUUAAUUUACCGUCGGAUACUGGCCGCUCAAUACUUAGCACUCUUGACAUUACCCUCGAGAUUCGGUUGUUCUACGAGAAUGUGUUGAAUCACGACUUAAAAUGUAGAUUGGGAACAAAAAGCCGAGUGAAAUCUCGCCAACGAAGCUUUCAGAGUAACUGGUCGACGUACUGUUGGGACUAAAAGAUUAUUCACGCUGAUUAAGAUGACAGCACAAGCAGAGGAAAGAGACGAAACUCCGCAAGAGAUAUUAUUGGCCUUGAAGAAAGAAAUGAAUUAUCUCAAAGACGAGGAAAGCUCCCUAAAAGCUCAGCUUCUUUCACUCAACAAACAGUUCCAGCUACUGGUGAAAUCUGCCGCCGAGAUAUAUCCGGAAGUUUUGGACGAAGAAUUUCCUAAGAAGGCCGCUGCCAGGCAACGAAACAGACUUCUUCAUAGACCAUUCAAAAGUCCGGACAGUGACACAGGAAAGGCAGUUGGGGCCACAAGGUCACCAAGCUUUACCAAGGGUAGCUAUAAGUCACAGGAAUCCCCUCUUAGAAGGCCGGUGUUUGAUUUGAAACGAUUCCCGCGACGGUACAUAAGAUUGACCAGCGAGGAGGCAGCGGCGCAGAUUCAGGAACAGUUUGAAAAAAGCACUAAUGCAGCUUCGGGGAUUGACGCGAGGAAAAUAAGAAGCUCGUUACCAAAUUCGCCUACAGACGAAACGGUCAUAAGCCCUGUGGUCAGUACAGAAACCCCUGACGAUGAACGGAGAAAAAGGCUGAAGAAAAAGAUGUUAGAGUCAAGAAAAGUCGACGUUGUAAACUUGGGUUUGUUUUGAGAUCCUUUUUAAGGGAUUAUCUUCUCACAUCCUAAUCUCGUACCCAGAUCCUACCGUGUAACUAUAAAUUACAUUCGCUUGGCCAUGCAAGGUAUGGGUACGAAACUAUUCACAUCCCUCGACAUUCCCCCCUACAAAUGCCCCUCCCCUCCCCCCAAAAAAUAGCUCAAGGUAUUAGCCAUUUGGAAGAGGGAGGACGUAUGGGACACCUCUCUUUUAAAUUAAUGACACUCACCAUCUCUCACGUUUCUCACCAUCUCCAUAAAGUUCAAUAAUUGAGCAAAAGAAUACUUACCUUGUUCGACCGCUUAGUUUAUAUCAGGAUGCCAAUUAACUAUUUAUAAAAUGUAGAGCUUAAAGUCAUUCAAUACAAGUAAUACAUCAGUAUUGUAAGGCAGAUUUGUACAUACGAGUUACGGAGCAAUUUUUAAAUUGAGUGUCAAAAUAAUUCAGAAUUGCUCUGGUUUUGCUUUACUUUGCUCUGUGAUUGGUCCAGAAAACUUGCGCCAUCUUGUUAACCAAAACUUAAUUCAAUCGGAAUUGGGUAGCUCACGUUUUCGCGCGGUAAAAAAUGGCGCACAAUUUGGUCAAAUUUUUUCAAGUUAAAUUGGAUCACUACUGUUAUAAUCUUUUGUUUUUAGUGAUCGUCUUGGUAACUUUGGCUCAGAUAAUCAAUACAUAUCAAUACUUAAUUCAAAGAAAAAUAUAUUACGUUAAGUAUACUUUGAAUGCGUCAAGGUUUUACACAAAAAAUAUAAAUAGUAUAAAUAGUAUUGUUCAGCAAAUGACGCGUCAAUUGACAAAAUAUAUCGACAUACGUAAAUAAUCA